Messenger RNA from Psylliodes chrysocephalus, 1092 nucleotides. The record is from the annotation of a GenBank genome assembly. Lineage: Eukaryota; Metazoa; Arthropoda; Insecta; Coleoptera; Chrysomelidae.
AUGUAUAAACAUUUUCAAGAAAAGUAUCCUUUAAAAAAAGUUUCCUAUGCAGUGUACCGACAAGGAGUUGCCGACCGAAAUAUAUCUUUCGGUAAACUUGGGCAUGAAGAAUGCUGGUCUUGUGAAGUUUUCGAUUUGCAUUGUAAACAAAUAGGCCACGAAAAGAAGAAUUUACCUGAUGAUUGCAAUGUAUGUAAAAAAUGGAAGAACCAUGAAGAAAGGAAAAAUCUUUCAAGGGAAGCUUACCAACAAGAUAGCAAAGCUAAAAGUGAAUCUGCUCGUUUGAUCGUAUCUGCUGAUCUUCAAAAGGUAAUAAUGCUGCCGCGCGUCGACAUGUUUAAAGAGGUAAUUUUUACACCAAGAAUUAUCGCAUUUAAUGAGUCUUUUGUCCCUGUCGGUUCCUAUAAUAAAAAAAAGUCAUGUGCUAUUUUAUGGCAUGAGGCGAUAUCUGUAAGAACAAAAUCUGAUAUCACAAGCGCAUUCCAUAUAUUUUUAUUACUAAAUCGAGAUGCCGAAAAUAUUACAUACUGGCUAGAUAAUUGCAGUGCACAGAACAAGAAUUGGGGCUUGUUUUGUUUUUUUGUCCAUAUGAUCAACUGCGAUGAUGUUGCUGCUCAAAUAAUUGAACUUAAGUUCUUCGAACCAGGACACACCUUUAUGAGUGCAGACUCAUUUCACCACCAAGUGGAGAAUUCAUUAAGAAAAAAAGGUAAAGUUUAUGACUUUCAAGAUUUUGUUGAUUGCGUUGAGAAUGCGAGAUCUGGAAAAAAGGUAAUCGUUGCUGUCAUGGAACUUCAAAACUUCUACCAAUGGCCUGACUGUACGUCUCAGUACAAAUUAAGUAAAACGUCUCCUCGGCCAUAUCUCCAGUCGAUGGUGCACGCCAGAUUCACAAGAGCUUACAAGAGUGAAGUACCUCCUCCUAAGCUUCUUAAAGAACCGAAGGGUAUAUUAAAAGAAAGAAAAGAAAGCAUAUUAAGUAAGCUGUCUGAAAUUAUUCCAACAAAUAGAUUAAUUUUUUGGAAAGAUUUACCAGUUUCUCAGGCUGACACAAGUUUGGACGACAGUGAGAUGGAAGAUUCUGAUGAGUAG